Molecule: messenger RNA, 654 nt
Organism: Xiphophorus maculatus (southern platyfish)
Lineage: Eukaryota; Metazoa; Chordata; Actinopteri; Cyprinodontiformes; Poeciliidae
Product: integumentary mucin C.1-like
Exons: 1
Source: RefSeq, a predicted model, not a curated record
GCACCAACCACAGCAGCUUCAACCACAACAACAGAAGCUCCAACCACAACAACAAUAGCUCCGACGACAACAAUUCCUUCAACCACAACAGCUGCAACAACCACAAACACAGCAACUCCAACCACGACCACAGCUGCUCCAACCACAACAACAAUUCCUUCAACCACAACAGCUGCACCAACCACAACCACAGAAGCUCCAACCACAACCACAGCUGCUCCAACCACAACAACAAUUCCUUCAACCACAACAGCUACACCAAGCACAACCACAGCAGCUCCAAGCACAACAACAGAAGCUCUAACCACAACUACAGUUGCUCCAACCACAAGAACAGAGACACCAACCACAACAACAGCAGCUCCAACCACAACCACAGCGGCUGCUACCACAACAGCUUCUCCAACCACAACCACAGCAGCUCCAACCACAACCACUGACGCUCCUACCACAACAACAAUUCCUUCAACCACAACAGCUGCACCAACCACAACCACAGCAGCUCCAACCACAACCACAGCUGCUCCAACCACAACAACAGCUGCUCCAACCACAACAACAAUUCCUUCAACCACAACAGCUGCACCAACCACAACCACAGCAGCUCCAACCACAACCACAGUGGCUGCUACCACAACAGUUUCUCCAACCACA